Molecule: messenger RNA, 412 nt
Organism: Aspergillus saccharolyticus JOP 1030-1
Lineage: Eukaryota; Fungi; Ascomycota; Eurotiomycetes; Eurotiales; Aspergillaceae
Exons: 2
Coding region: 141-314 (57 amino acids)
Source: RefSeq, a predicted model, not a curated record
UAAGGAAAUUGCGGAAUCACGCGCCAGCCAUGAAAAGCAAAUACAAAAAAAAGAAGCAUUCGAGAAAGCAGAUGGUUUAUGAGAAGGCACUACCGCUGAAGAAACCCAGAGAGCUAUACAGAAAGAAGAGGAGGUGCAAAAUGAUGAAGAUACCGAGUUUGAGGUUCAACCUCAACCUACGGAGACCCUCUCACGCGCGCCUCCACGCUGUCUUCAAUAUUGGCCACCGACGUACACAGUGCUCUAAGCCGCCAGGAGGGUGGCCCGCCCAACCGUCGUUUAUGUUAUCAUCUGUCAUCAAGAAGCUGAUGUAAGGGUGAUAGUUGAGCCACAGUGUGACGUACAAAAGAAAAACAGCUAGUACUGUAGAGUACAUAUCAUGGAAACCGUAACUUAUCGCUUUCAAUGAAAG